CCAAAGUACAGAACUAAAAGCCAAAGCAGAAUCUUGCAUGAAGCAUCUUCUAUAAUCCUGAACAUGUAUAAAACAUUAGUUGCAGAGUCAACUUUGAUAAAUUCUCUCAUUUCUCUACAUUUUCUACAUGGAGUUUCAAUUUCCCUCUGGAUCCUUGCCUACCCUCUUCACCAUCUUCCUCUUUAUCUUCAUGAUAUUGAAGAUAUGCAAGAGACACAGAACCAAGAAUUCCAAUUUAAAGCUACCUCCAGGGCCACGGAAACUUCCUAUAAUUGGAAAUAUGCACCAACUUGUUGGUUCUCUACCCCAUCACACUUUGAGAGACUUGGCUAAGAUCUAUGGACCCCUUAUGCACUUGCAAUUGGGUGAAGUUUCAGCUGUUGUGGUCUCUGCACCAGAAACUGCCAAGGAGAUUAUGAGAACUCAUGACAGCAUCUUUUCUUACAGGCCACUCCUCCUUGCUCCGGAUAUCAUCUCUUAUGGUGGUUCUGGCAUUGCUUUUGCACCUUAUGGAGAUUACUGGAGACAGAUGAGGAAAAUUUGCGGAUCCGUGCUGCUGAACUCGAAACGGGUAGACUCAUUCCAAUCAAUCAGGGAUGAAGAGGUAUCUGAUUUACUCAAAUUUAUUUCUUCAAACAUCGGAUUGCCUAUAAACCUUGGCGAGAAAAUUUUUUCCAUGACGUAUGGCAUUACUGCUAGAGUGGCCUUUGGUAACAAAUGCAAAGACCAGGUCCAAGAAGAGCUCAUAACAGCUGUCAGGGAAGGUGCAGAGGCAACUGGCGGUUUUGAGGUUGCAGAUGUAUUCCCUUCUACAAAAAUACUUCAAGUGAUCAGUGGGAAGAGGCCUAAACUUGAGAAGAUUCAUAGGAAAAUUGACAUGAUACUUGACAACAUUGUCAAAGAGCAUAAAGCCAGCAAGGAGGAAGCCGAGAAUACAGGCAAGGACAAAGCAAACGAUCUAUUAGGUGUCCUUUUGAAUCUGCAGGAGCAUGGUGAGCUUGAAGUUCCUUUAACAAUGAACAAUAUCAAAGCGGUUCUCCUGGACAUUUUCACAGCUGGGAGUGAAACAUCAUCAUCGACAGUGGAAUGGGCAAUGUCAGAAAUGCUGAAUACACCAAGAGUUAUGAAAAAGGCACAAGCAGAGGUUAGGCAGGUCUUUCGUACAAAAGGCAAUGUCGAGGAAACUGGUCUUCAGGAAUUGAAAUUCUUAAAGGCAGUUAUCAAAGAGACUUUGAGAGUACACCCUCCUAUUCCUUUGUUGCUUCCAAAAGAAUGUAGUGAAAGUUGUGAGAUUGAUGGAUAUGGGAUACCUGUUAAAACCAAAGUCAUUGUGAAUGCAUGGGCAAUUGGAAGAGAUUCUAAGUAUUGGACUGAAGCGGAAACAUUUUGUCCAGAGAGAUUCCUUGAUAGUUCAGUUGAUUUCAGGGGAACUAAUUUUGAAUUUAUCCCAUUUGGAGCAGGAAGGAGGAUAUGUCCGGGCAUAACAUUUGCUAUACCAAAUAUUGAGCUUCCUCUUGCACAACUGCUGUACCAUUUUGAUUGGAAACUCCCCAAUGGAAUGAAGCAAGAGGGUUUGGACAUGACCGAGACUUUCGGCGUCACAGUUAGAAAAAAGGAAGAACUACACUUGAUUCCUACUCCUUAUCAUCUGGAGCCAAAUGCUUAAGAACAUGGCAUCAGCAUAGAGGGCACGCUUCCAUUUACGCCAGAAACAGAAGUACCCAGCUCCUGCAGAUUUUUACUUCCUAAUGUAAUAAGUUCUAGAAUUUGAUCAUGGUUCACAUGUAUCCAAUGUUCUGAAUAUGGUUUAGUAGGCCAUUCAGAGCUCGUUCUGUUUAAAAUAUUGA
This is a messenger RNA of Prunus avium (sweet cherry), 1847 nucleotides long. RefSeq names its product desmethyl-deoxy-podophyllotoxin synthase-like. Lineage: Eukaryota; Viridiplantae; Streptophyta; Magnoliopsida; Rosales; Rosaceae. The record is from RefSeq and is a predicted model, not a curated record. Gene Ontology annotation, molecular function: monooxygenase activity; iron ion binding; oxidoreductase activity, acting on paired donors, with incorporation or reduction of molecular oxygen.